Messenger RNA from Sinocyclocheilus grahami, 707 nucleotides. Its product is annotated as ADP-ribosylation factor 4-like. The record is from RefSeq and is a predicted model, not a curated record. The transcript is spliced from 5 exons. Gene Ontology annotation, molecular function: GTPase activity; GTP binding. Bases 83 to 625 code for a protein of 180 amino acids. Lineage: Eukaryota; Metazoa; Chordata; Actinopteri; Cypriniformes; Cyprinidae.
CACACACACACACCAUAACCAGUCUGAGCCUUUAACUCUAGGCGUUUAUCUUCAGCAACAGCGGUUCUGUCUUAUUGCAAACAUGGGCAACUAUUUCUCACAGAUUUUCUCUCGUCUCUUUUCGAAAAAGCAGAUUAGGUUGCUUAUGGUUGGUCUGGAUGCAGCAGGGAAAACAACAGUGCUCUACAAACUCAAACUUGGUGAAGUUGUCACAACUAUUCCAACUAUUGGUUUUAAUGUUGAAACAGUUGAAUAUAAAAACAUCUCCUUCACUGUGUGGGAUGUUGGCGGUCAGACCAAAAUCAGAGGUCUUUGGAAAUAUUAUUAUCAAUACACCGAGGGCCUGAUCUUUGUGGUGGACAGCAGUGAUCGUGACCGGAUUGAAACAGCAGCAGAGGAACUAAACGCGAUGCUGGCGGAGGACGAGAUGAGAGACGCGCUUCUGUUAGUUCUUGCUAACAAGCAGGAUUUACCCAAAGCCAUGGCGGUCCACGAGCUGACAGACAGACUGGGUUUACACGCACUGAGAGGAAGACAGUGGUUUGUUCAGGCCACAUGUGCGGUUCAAGGAUCAGGUUUAUAUGAAGGACUGGAUUGGCUCUCGGAUCAACUGUCCAAACGAUAAAACACUGCAGCGUUCAAACUACUUGAAGAAAGGACACUAAAUCAGAACUGAAUGUAGUCUAUAUAUUAUAUGUCUCCAACUU